UCGCUAUGACCUCAGUGGGUCAAAAACACAAACAAGUGGUGAAAGCUCAGGUAAGAGCAGUAGAAAGCGCCGUGGUGCCACCUCUGUCACUGCCUCACUAUGCUGAUCCUGGAUCUGCCUCCUCCAGGCUUCACAGCUAUCACAGCUUGGGCCGCUGUCUCCGCUCCAACGUAUUUCCAGGUGCUCCUGUCAAAUGGAAAUCCCUCAGCCAGGACUCCUACAUCAGCCACCCUGUGACGGCCUGGCCCGCCGACCCCCAUCUCUGGUACGGACACAGGACAGAUGAAAUGGUCCAGUGGACAGAGAGAAACAUCACGAGCCAGAAGCUCAGCAAGAUACUGACGGAAAUGGAAAAAAGGGGCACCGCAAAAUGAGGUCCUACUUCCUACCCCCGAGACCACAACACACACUACACCCUGAUGAUUCACACCAUCAGUUACUCUGGAAAUGCAAAAAAACAAAAUGUGACUUGCUACCGUACAUGUUGUUCAGCUGCUGCUUAACCAUAAAGGAUGAUUAUGACUAUAGACUAUGUACUAUAAUCAUUUAGCUGCUACAGAUGGUCAGUGACAUUACGGUGUGUGUGUGUGUGCGUGUACAUGGAUAUAAAUAGACAAAUAUGAAAAGUAACUUUCUAAUUUUGUUUUCAAUAAACUCUGAGAGAUGUUGUUUUUCCAAGCUGAGAAUGAAAUAGUAAUGAGUGUAAACAUAAAUCACACAGUCCCUUCUGGAUCUAGAAGUACAGGAGCAGCACGGUGGAAG
Messenger RNA from Hippoglossus stenolepis (Pacific halibut), 762 nucleotides. It is a transcript of the gene cimip4, whose product is annotated as testis-expressed protein 33. Bases 6 to 374 code for a protein of 122 amino acids. The record is from RefSeq and is a predicted model, not a curated record. Lineage: Eukaryota; Metazoa; Chordata; Actinopteri; Pleuronectiformes; Pleuronectidae. The transcript has 4 exons.